Recurvomyces mirabilis is the source of this 1539-nucleotide messenger RNA. RefSeq lists its product as uncharacterized. NCBI's taxonomy places the organism in Eukaryota, Fungi, Ascomycota, Dothideomycetes, Mycosphaerellales, Teratosphaeriaceae. Gene Ontology annotation, biological process: GPI anchor biosynthetic process. Bases 1 to 1539 code for a protein of 512 amino acids. The transcript has a single exon. The record is from RefSeq and is a predicted model, not a curated record. Gene Ontology annotation, cellular component: endoplasmic reticulum.
AUGCGCCCCUCCGACAUCUUCCUAUCCGCCUUCCGCUUCCUCAUCCCACCGGCCUUGAUCCUCCCAGCUUAUGUAUAUCUCUAUCCAGCACUACAAGGCUGCAGCUUUCCCGUAGCCAGUCCUGGCGAGGCGGCAUGCUACUUCGGUGACACGCCGAGACCUGCUGUUGAGGUAGAGAUAGCACCGAUUCGGCUUCUGACUUUGGCGGAUCCGCAAUUGGAGGGGGAUAGUUCGCUGCCUGACCCCGAUGCGCCGCUAUUCCCUGGACUGGGCAGAUGGAGAGAGGAUGGGAUGCAGAGGGCUGUCAUUGGAUUAGUGGCUGAGGAUGUGCCCCGAUUGCUGGCCGGGUAUAGGAAGCGAUUGGAUCUAUGGGGCAACGAUUUAUACUUGGCUCAUGUCUACCGGACGAUGAUGUGGUGGACGGAUCCUACACAUACCGUUGUGCUCGGAGAUCUUCUUGGCAGCCAGUGGAUUGACGAUGCUGAGUUCGAGAAGCGCAGCGAUCGGUUUUGGAACACUGUCUUCAGAGGUGGUCAUAAGAUAGGGAGGGAUGUGACAGAAUCAAGCCGAGAAGCAGAAGUGCUGAGUUGGAACAAGGCCUGGAAGCAUAGAAUCAUCGCCGUAGCUGGGAAUCAUGAUAUCGGUUACGCGGGCGACAUCAAUCCACAGCGCAUCGAGCGAUUCGAGAAGCACUUCGGCAGCGUGAACUGGCAGACAAAGUUCCGCCUCAAUGCAAGUAUCCCUAGAUUUCAGCAGAGCCGCUGGAAUCCCAUCGGAUCAAUCUUCCAGGAGGCAGCGGUUCCGGAACUACAGAUCACCGUCCUCAAUUCCAUGAACCUUGACUCACCUGCCUGGGACGACAAUCUGAGACAGCAGAGCUUGGCUUUCUGGAAUCAGCUCUCUAACAAACUACGUACAGACAGCGGUGCGAAUGAAGCGACGGGCCAUAUCGUCCUCACGCAUAUCCCACUGCAUAAAAAAGCCGGUAUCUGCGUCGACCCACCCUACUUCUCCUACUUCCCAGCCGAUCAAGGCGGUGGGAUCCGAGAGCAGAAUCAUCUGAGUGAGGCGAUUAGUUUGGAGAUGGUGAGUAAUCUUACUCGAUCGGGACACGCCGGCGCUAUUGUGUUGAAUGGGCAUGAUCAUGAGGGGUGUGAUACUUAUCAUUAUCUGUAUCAUGAUCAUAACCCGCCGGGAGAGGAUGUUUACGUUGGUCACCUUGAGUUUCGAGCGGCGAGAUGGAGGGAUGUUGCAAAGGAUCGCACCGAGGACUGGAUUCAGGGGAUUCGGGAGAUUACGGUUAGGAGUAUGAUGGGCGAGUAUGGUGGUAAUGCUGGGUUGUUGAGUGCUUGGUUUGAUGAGGAUGCUGCGCAGUGGAGGUUUGAGUAUGCUUCCUGUAUGUUUGGGGUGCAGCAUAUUUGGUGGGGUGUACAUAUCUUCGUUUUGGUUGAAGUUGGGUUGGGGUUGGUCGGGGCUGUUUGUUGGAUUCUGGAGAGGAGGGAGGAUGGAAGGGUGUUGGAGAAGAUGAAGAAAGCUUGA